UCAUUGGGUCCUGGGCCGGGUAUGGGGAACUUCUGCAGCUCCCGGGAGGAUCUGCAAGAGUCGCGCAGGCAGUACGAGCACUACACCUUCCUCCGGCAGCAGAUCCUCUCGAAGCUGGGAGAUGACUUGCAGAAGGAGUGCAGGAGCCUCUACAAGGAGGAGUGCUGCAGAAGGCGUGUGCCUGCUCUGUCCAAAUCCGAUUGGGAAGAGGUUUGCCUCCCCUUCAUCCAGCGGGUCUCCUGCAAAGACGUGGGCACCCAGCAGCGGAUCUUCGCGGCGGUCCAGGAGGUGUACCCAGGGCCUCCGGAACGAGCGGUGAACGAGGCCACUUUCGUAGAAUUCAAUCGCCUGGCGCUGACGCUUGCUGAGCAAGACCUGCGCCAGCGCAUUGCCAAGCUCAAAGAAAAGUUUGGCGGCGACGCACCACCCAUUCCAGCCAACACGCACUUGGACUGGUUCGCCGACCUCCUGGGCAAGGAGGAGGAGCUGUCCAAGGAGCCCCUGCAAAUCUCCCCUCGCUCUGGCGAUUUGCCAAGCGAGAGCUCCAGAUUGCCGCCCCUGCAGACGUCGGCCCUGCGUCAGGCGCUGCCUCCCGCAGGUGCCGAUGGCUGUUUGCAGCCUGCAGGUGCCGAGGGCUUGGGGCCAAAAGAGGAAGCCAAACGAGGCCAGCGCCUUGUGAGCGCGAGCCCGGCGAGAUCAGAGGACGAUGUUGCUGGGAGUGCCUUCCAAAGCCAACACUCCUUGGGUCAGGUGUCCUAUGUGCUGAAAUCGCCACGACCUUCGCCGGAGGACAGCGUUUUGGGAAGCCGCGCAUCCCUGACAUCAGAGGCUUCUGUCCAACGGCGGAUGCGGGACACCGCACAGGUCGCCGAGAUGCGGAGCACCAUUCUCCGGGGCGAGCUGGAGGUGAUGGUGUUCAACAAGCGCCUGCAGCCCGAGCCGCGCAGGCUGGGGCUGAACCCUGCAGGCAAGCGGAUGUCCAUUUUGAGGACAGACGGCGCUUGUGAGGAUUCUUGGGACAUUGACCACCUCCAGUGCAUCUCGUUCGGCAUCGCCUCCAACAUUUUGCCAAAGCCACCGCCAGCGGAGAAGACGCUGUCCUUCCGCUUCCAAUUUCAGAAGUAUGGCAACGAGGCGCGCUACAUGUGCGCAAUGUUUGAGGAGGGCAGCAGCUGCCGCGCCGCGGCGGCGGCAUUCAGCCAGCUCUGCGGCGUGCCAGUUACCGCAGCAGAUGCGCCCUCACACCCGACAUACCACAAGUAGAGUGCCGCAAAGGGCAGGGCAAACUUGGAUGGUUCAACCGCCUCUUGGCGCUGCAUUUUCUAUGGGAAUCCUGCGUUCAAUCAUGUGAGAAC
Molecule: messenger RNA, 1355 nt
Organism: Effrenium voratum
Lineage: Eukaryota; Dinophyceae; Suessiales; Symbiodiniaceae
Source: the annotation of a GenBank genome assembly